Messenger RNA from Aricia agestis (brown argus), 2579 nucleotides. It is a transcript of the gene Xpd, whose product is annotated as general transcription and DNA repair factor IIH helicase subunit XPD. Bases 94 to 2373 code for a protein of 759 amino acids. The transcript has 13 exons. Gene Ontology annotation, cellular component: nucleus. The record is from RefSeq and is a predicted model, not a curated record. Lineage: Eukaryota; Metazoa; Arthropoda; Insecta; Lepidoptera; Lycaenidae. Gene Ontology annotation, molecular function: hydrolase activity, acting on acid anhydrides, in phosphorus-containing anhydrides; damaged DNA binding; DNA helicase activity. Gene Ontology annotation, biological process: transcription by RNA polymerase II; positive regulation of mitotic recombination; nucleotide-excision repair.
GUGAUAAAUACAAACUACCUACCUACCUUUAUCUUACUUGAUAUUUAAUUUGUCUUAUAUAAUAUUUUAUAUAAUAAGUAUACCGUCUUUAAUAUGAAGUUAACUGUAGACGGUUUACUUGUAUAUUUUCCCUACGACUAUAUAUACCCGGAACAAUAUGCGUACAUGCUGGAACUCAAACGAGCCCUCGAUGCAAAAGGCCAUGGACUACUGGAGAUGCCUUCAGGUACGGGAAAGACCAUUUCAUUGUUGUCAUUGAUUGUUGCUUAUAUGAUUCAUAACCCAAGCCAUGUGAGGAAACUGAUCUAUUGUUCUCGAACUGUACCCGAAAUUGAAAAAGUUUUAGAGGAGCUGAAAAACUUGAUCAACUAUUACGAAAAAUGUCAAGGAGAGAAGCCAAAUAUCACAGGAGUCGUGCUCAGUUCUAGAAAGAACUUGUGCAUUCAUCCAGAUGUGUCUCGGGAGCGUGAGGGCAAGCUGGUGGACGGCAAGUGUCACUCUCUCACAGCCAGCUACAUCCGCGAGAGACACGAGCAGGACAGCUCAGUGCCCAUCUGUCAGUUCUACGAGGGCUUCAACCGCGAGGGGCGGGAGUCGAUGCUGCCCUACGGCGUGUACACGAUGGACGACCUCAAGCAGUACGGCGCCGACCGGAACUGGUGCCCCUACUUCUUAUCCAGGUUUGCGAUAAUGCACGCGGAGGUGGUGGUGUACUCGUACCACUACCUGCUGGACCCGAAGAUCGCGGAGGUGGUGUCCCGCGAGCUGGCGCGCGACACUUGCGUGGUGUUCGACGAGGCGCACAACAUCGACAACGUGUGCGUGGACUCGCUCAGCGUGGCCCUCACGCGCCGCCACGUCGACCGCAGCGCCGCCGCCCUCAACACGCUCGACGCCGAGGUCGCCCGCCUCAAGCAGGAGGACGCGACGCGACUGGCGCUGGAGUACGAGCAGAUGGUGGAGGGGCUCCGCGAGGCGGCGGCGGCGCGCGAGACCGACCUCAUCCUCGCCAACCCCGCGCUGCCCGACGAGGUGCUGCGCGAGGCGGUGCCGGGCAACAUCCGCAGCGCCGAGCACUUCGUGGGGUUCAUGCGGCGGUUCGUGGAGUACCUGAAGACGCGGCUGCGCACGCAGCACGUGGAGCAGCAGUCCCCCGCCGGCUUCCUCAAGGACGUGGCGGCGCGCGUCUGCAUCGAGCGCAAGCCGCUGCGCUUCGCCGCCACGCGCCUGCAGACGCUGCUGCGCACCCUGCAGAUCGCGGACCCGUCGCAGUUCGGCGCGCUGACGCUGGUGGCGCACCUUGCGACGCUGGUGGCGACCUACACGAAGGGCUUCGUCAUCAUCAUCGAGCCCUUCGACGACAAGACGCCCACCGUCUCCAACCCCAUACUGCAUUUCUCGUGCAUGGACUCGUCGAUCGCGAUGCGGCCGGUGUUCUCGCGCUUCCAGAGCGUCAUCAUCACGUCCGGGACGCUGUCGCCGCUGGACAUGUACCCGAAGAUCCUGGACUUCACGCCGGCGGUGAUGAGCUCGUUCACGAUGACGCUGGCGCGGCCCUGCAUCCUGCCGCUCGUCGUCUCCAAGGGCAGCGACCAGGUGGCGAUCUCGUCGCGGUUCGAGUCGCGCGAAGACGUGGCGGUGGUGCGCAACUACGGGCAGCUGCUGGUGGAGGUGGCGGCGGCGGUGCCGGACGGCGUGGUGUGCUUCUUCACGUCCUACAUGUACCUGGAGAGCGUGGUGGGCGCGUGGUACGACCAGGGCGUGGUGGCGGCGCUGCAGCGGCACAAGCUGCUGUUCAUCGAGACGCAGGACGCGGCCGAGACGAGCUUCGCGCUGCUCAACUACGUGCGCGCGUGCGAGAGCGGGCGCGGCGCGGUGCUGCUGUCGGUGGCGCGCGGCAAGGUGUCGGAGGGCGUGGACUUCGACCACCACCUCGGCCGCGCCGUGCUCAUGUUCGGCGUGCCCUAUGUCUUCACGCAGAGCCGCAUCCUCAAGGCGCGCCUCGAGUACCUCCGGGACCAGUACCAGAUCCGUGAGAACGACUUCCUGACGUUCGACGCGAUGCGGCACGCGGCGCAGUGCGUCGGCCGCGCGCUCCGGGGCAAGACGGACUACGGCAUCAUGAUAUUCGCGGACAAGCGGUUCAGCCGCGCGGACAAGCGCAGCAAGCUGCCGCGCUGGAUCCAGGAGCACCUGCGCGACUCGCUCACCAACCUGUCCACGGAGGAGGCAGUGCAGAUCUGCCGGCGCUGGCUGCGGCAGAUGGCGCAGCCCUUCACGCGCGAGCAGCAGCUGGGCGUGUCGCUGCUCACGCUGCAGCAGCUGCAGGCGCCCGAGCAGCAGCAGCGCAUCGAGCGCGUCGUGCAGAAGUAGCCGCCGGCGGGCCGCCACACACUACCGGGAACACUCUGCCACGCGGACCGAUCGCGAUGCUAGCGGCCAAAGUGAAGACAGAACCACGAGACGGGACACAAAACGAACGAUCGAAAAGAUUAGUGUCUCGCCGCGCUAUAAAGCUUGUAAUAAACAAGGUAAAUAAAAAGAUUUCAAAUUUUGUAAUAAAUUUUAUUUAUCAAUAA